Molecule: messenger RNA, 662 nt
Organism: Homalodisca vitripennis (glassy-winged sharpshooter)
Lineage: Eukaryota; Metazoa; Arthropoda; Insecta; Hemiptera; Cicadellidae
Exons: 2
Coding region: 123-467 (114 amino acids)
Source: RefSeq, a predicted model, not a curated record
UACGACUGGUUUCAGUAGAGUACGGGUGGAAGGGGUUGGUAUUCAUGUUUUGACAAACUCGCUAUUAGUAGAAUAAAGUUCACAGUCCGACAUUCUUGCACAAGAGCAACGCAAGCAAAAUCAUGGCCAAGGCGUAUGUUUUGCUCGCCCUGGUCCUAGUAGCGAUCAUCUACUCCCGGGGCGAACCUUCUCCUAUGGUCCAGGACGGAGAGUAUGGCAGUCACGAGCAUGAGCAUCAUCGCAGGCACGAGCGGGGUCCCCACGGCGAGCAUGGUCACGGAUCCCACAGCGGCGAGCAUGGUCACGGGUCCCACCAUUGCAAGCACGGUGAUGGGUUCCACCAAGGCGAGCAUAUUAAUGGAUUCCACCACAGCGGGCACGAGCGUGUUUUUCCACACGGCAAGCAUGGCCACGGCCCACACCACGCCGUUAGACAUUAUCGGCACAAUCCUCACCACGGAUACUAAUUUCGUCAUUGACAACUCCUGUUACUAAUGUGAUCAUUGAUCUCCUGGACUCCAACUGAUACAUUCUGAUCCUUGUGAUACCGCAAAUUUGACUGAACUGAUCACAGCGCUUCCUAUUUUAUUGUCAUUUUAAUUUCCCUUCCAUUUAAACAUGUUAUGUAACAAGGAGUGAGAUAAUAAAGACGACAGAUUUUA